Molecule: messenger RNA, 3225 nt
Organism: Colletotrichum chrysophilum
Lineage: Eukaryota; Fungi; Ascomycota; Sordariomycetes; Glomerellales; Glomerellaceae
Exons: 2
Coding region: 1-3225 (1074 amino acids)
Biological process (GO): tRNA export from nucleus; rRNA processing
Cellular component (GO): small-subunit processome; UTP-C complex; CURI complex
Source: RefSeq, a predicted model, not a curated record
AUGGAGCAGAGCCCCAAAAGACGCAAGGUUUCCCACCAGGGCAACACGAGGAGUACAGUCAACAUUGCGACGGCGAGCCCGUUUGUCCUGCAGACCGACGAACUUUUGAAGGAGGUAAAGGUCGACUACACGAAGGCGCUGAGCGGCGCGGAUAGCCUGCUCCAUAAAAUCAAGAACCUCAUCGAUGAAAUUGAGUCUCACGGCCCCAUCUCCAUCGCCGAAGCCACCCGUAAGUUUCAAAAGACCCAUCGAAUCAAGAUUCCCUACCCCGAGCCGAAACCGAGCGAUGAUGCGCCUUACAACCUUUCGUACGAGAAGCCCUCGGCCUACAACGUCGUCGGUAGCUAUGUCUCGAGAACCAUGGUCAAGGCGCAGGCAAACAAGGGCGUGGACAUGAUCGUGCAGAUGCCAGCGUCGCUUUUCCAAGAAAGAGAUUACCAGAGCAUGCGCUACUUCUACAGGAGAGCAUACUACAUUGCCAACAUUGCGGCAAGUCUGCGCAAGGAGCUGGGAGACUCCGCUGAUCUGGAAUUCGAGUACUUGAACGGAAACACGCUACUGCCAGUCCUGACCAUUCGACCGAACGACGGCACGACUAGCGAGGAAGACAAGGCGUCAAAGGCAGACUUCGUCAUCCGAAUCAUCCCUUGUGCCCCUGGAGGUAUCUUUCCUAAGACAAAGUUACAUCCCGCAGCCAACAGCAACCGUAUUGGACAACCCGAGAACUCCAAAGAGGCGACACCUUUUUACAGCUCUACUGUCAAGGCCGAGGAUACCUUCGUCACCUAUCUUCGCGUUCUCACGCGUGCCAAGACCGAUUGCGCAGCUUUUACGGAUGCUUGCAUACUUGGGAGGAUUUGGCUUCAACAGAGAGGCUUGGGGAGCUCGCUUGCUGCCGGCGGCUUUGGUCAUUUUGAGUGGGCGGUCAUGAUGGCACUUCUUCUCCAAACAGGCGGUCGCAACGGCCAACCCGCUCUAUCUUCGGCGUUGAGCAGCACCGAGCUUUUCAAGGCCACGGUGCAGUUUCUCGCCUCCACCGAGUUCUCAAAGAAGCCUUUUGUUUUCGGUACUUACAAGCAGGGGACCGACAUUAUUCGCGAGAAUGGCCCUGUCAUGUUCGAUCCGGAGCGUGAGGUAAACAUUCUGUAUAAGAUGAGUCCUUGGUCAGCGAGCCUGCUUCAUUUCCACGCCUGCACGACCAUGGAUGUGCUCAAUGACCCCCUAGCCAACCAAUUCGAGCCGACAUUUAUCACCAAAGCCGACGUGCCAUUGCAGCUUUUCGACGCCAUCUUCGAGAUUCGCAACGUUGACAGCCAUUCGAAGAGCAAUAGCCCCGAUCGACGUGGAGCUGUUUGGGAUCUUAGUUUCAAGGCGUACACGGUUCUCAAGAAGGCCCUGAAGGACAGAUCGCAGUUAAUUCACUUCCAGACAAAGGAUACUGCAUCGUGGCCCAUCGCAGGCAAAGAGCCCCGCAACGUUGCUAACAUCCAGGUUGGCGUCAUUUUUGAUUCGGCUAACAUGGGCCGGUUGAUGGAGUACGGUCCCUCCGCUGAGCUCGAAAAGGAGGCGGCCAAGUUCCGGAAGUUCUGGGGCGACAAGGCCGAGCUGCGACGUUUCCAGGAUGGCAGCAUUCUUGAGUGCGUACCGUGGAACAACAAGACCGCGGCCGGCAUCUGCGAGGAAAUCGUUCGAUACGCUCUUCAACGCCAUUUGAGCCUCGGUCCUGGUGACCUUCGAUUCCAUGAUGCCGAACCCCCCUCAUCUCUAGGCUUCACCCCUCUCGAUAGGGAUGCCUUCGAGGCGGCGAGGAAGGCCUUCCGAGCCCUGGAGUCAGACAUUCGCGGCUUGGAAGACCUACCCCUCUCCAUUAGGCAGUUGUCGCCUAUUGUACCAGAACUUCGAUCUUCCUCUGUCACCGCGCCCAUUGCCGCCUCCCAAAAGACCCCUCCAUCAAUGGAUGUCAACUUGUAUUUUGAGGUUUCGAGCAAGUGGCCGGAGAACUUGGUCGCAAUCCAGGAAACCAAGAUCGAGUUUCUGCUUGACAUCGACCGAAGAUUGAAGGCUGUCAAUGACAACAUCACAACUAGCCUGGGCCGCGACAACGCAGCUCGUGAGAUCGACAACCUGGCGUAUCUCGACAUCAUUUACGACACCGGUGCUGCGUUCCGAUUGCGCAUCUUUGCCGAGCCGGAGGAGACACUCCUUGACAGGCAAGCCAAGAACAAGACGCUCGACCCGCAGACGAGAGCGGACGCCGAGGAAGCCCUCUUUGACAUCAACUGGCGGUAUAAGCACCUCCCGCUGCACACGCAGACGAUCACAACUUACUGCACCCGCUUCACCACGCUGUCAACAACAAUUCGUCUAGUCAAGCAUUGGUUCAACGCCCACAAGCUUGCCAGCCACGUCAGUGAAGAGCUCAUUGAGCUCCUUGUCUUGCGCGUGUUCCUCCAGCCACACCCCUGGAAGACCCCGUCUAGCGCUAUGUCAGGCUUCCUACGCACUAUCCUCUUCCUCUCGAGAUGGGACUGGCGCGAUGAGCCCCUCAUUGUUGACUCCUCAGACGACAUGUCCGCAGAAGAUAGAUCCGUCGUCCAAAAACACCUGGAGGCUUGGCGUGCUCGCGAUCCCAAUAUGAACCACGCUGUCCUUUUCGUCGCCACCCCGCACGACCAUUCAGGGCUGGCUUACACCCGCCACGGGCCCUCCAAACUCCUCGCAACCCGCAUGACUCGUCUCGCCAAGGCCGCCAGCAAGCUCAUCAGAGAGCAAGGCAUCGCCCUCGACAUCGCUCAACUCUUCCAGCCCUCGCUCAGCGACUAUGACGUGCUUAUCCAUCUAUCGACCUCAGCCUUGAAGCGCGUGGUCCGCGAUGCCGCCGCCGAGGCCGGCAUUCGCCACUCUCUCUUCAAGAAUCUGGACGCGCGUACGGGCAAGGUGCCCCUGCCCUUGAGUAGGUCACCGGCGGCGGUCCUGCUCAACGAGCUGCAGAUGGCGUACGAGGAUACUCUCAUCUUCUUCCACGGCGCUCCCGAAGACUCGGUCAUUGGUGCCAUCUGGCAACCCAAGCUGAGGAGACAAAACUUCCGCGUAGGUCUGCCGUACAACUUCCGUCAAGUGGAUAGUGAAGAAGACGACGUGGUUGAAGUCAACAAACCCGCUGUCUUGCUCGAAAUUGCAAGGAUCGGGGGCGACUUGGUAAAAAGAAUUGAGGAUAUGUCAUAG